CCACUCGGCCCUCGCCCCCUGCCCUGCGUGCGUGCGGCUGCGCUGCUGCCGUCGGCCGGUUGUCCGGCGAUUGCCGGCGCCCCUGCUUUCGUGGCCUCACUCCGAUUUAUAAGAUUUCUUGAAAAAUGAAGAGGGUUGGAGACAUUGUUUCUCUUUUCCAGAGAGAAGCUAUGAAAAUAGGGAAGAAGAAGGCGGAGAAUAUGUCAGAUGUGGCUGAAGAGCAAACCACCGAAGUCGUGUGUAAGCCGAUUGUGAUUGAAGAGCAAAGUGAAGAACCAAUAUUGUCUAUGUCGAAUGUGACCAUAGAGCAAACUGAAGAUGUGUCACUGCCGUCGCCACCGGUUUAUGAUUUUAGUCAUCUUAAACAUGAUCCUGGGGAAAGGCUACCCAUUGCAAGUUAUCCUGUCAAUGAUCAAGAUGCAGUUCGAAGAGCAUAUAUCCUUAAAAAGCCAUUCAAACCUUAUGCACACAACUUUUAAAAAAGAACAAUUGGGAGUAGAGAACGUUCAUUCAAUCCUUUGUGGCUUCAUAAUCAUAGUUGGCUUGAAUAUAGUAUCAAGAAGGAAUCUGUAUUUUGCUUUGUAUGUUACUUGUUCAAAGAGAAAAAAACUAGUGGUAAGGGUACUAAUGCAUUUACUGAUGGUGGUUGGAGUAAUUGGAAUAGAGAGGAUGCUCUUCUUAAGCAUGUUGGUUGCGUAACAAGUGUGCACAAUGCAGCUCAAGAGAGAUAUAGUUAUUUGUGAAUCCUCGUGCAGCAAUUGAUGAUCUUUAUGUGAAGGUAAAUAGUGAGGAUCUACGCCUUUACAAGAUGAGGUUGAAGUAUUCACUUAGAUGCUUGCAGUUUCUUCUUCAUCAAGGAUUGGCAUUUCGUGGGCAUGAUGAAAGUGAACAGUCUAGCAAUAGAGGAAACUUCCUUGAGCUAUUGAAGUGGCUUGCAACAAAUAGUGAGGAGGCGAAUAAGUAUGUUUUGAAGAAUGCACCAGGUAACUGCAAAUUGACUUCUCAUCAGAUACAACAUCAGCUUAUUCAAUGUUGUGCAGUACUUACUAGAAAGCAAAUUAUUAAUCAACUUGGUGAUGAGCACUAUGCUAUUCUAGCUAAUGAGUCUAGUGAUGUAUCACAUAAAGAACAACUAGCUUUGUGCUUGCAUUUUGUUGAUAAAGUAGGAAGGUCGUGUGAGCACUUUCUUGGAGUUGUUCAUGUAAGUGACACUACUUCAUUGUCACUUAAGGAAGCAAUUGCAACUUUACUUACUGAUCAUGGUUUGACUAUAACUGAAAUUCGUGGGCAAGGAUAUGAUGGGGCUAGUAAUAUGAGAGGGGAAAUUAAAUGACUGAAAACAUUGAUCAUGAAAGAGUCACCUUCUGCCUAUUAUAUUCAUUGUUUUGCACAUCAACUCCAGCUAGUUCUUGUUGCUGUUGCCAAGGGAAAUGAUGAUUGUGUGUGGUUUUUUGAUCGAGUGUCUUUAUUACUGAAUGUUGUUGGAGUGUCUUGUAAGCGUCAUGACAUGCUUCGAGAUGCUAGACUUCACAAUAUCAUGAAACUACUUGAAUGUGGUGAGUUACAAACUGGGAGUGAUUUGAAUCAAGAGAUGGGGUUGCCUAGGCCCGGUGAUACUCGGUGGGGCUCUCAUUACAAAACUGUUCUCAACAUUAUUGCUAUGUAUCCGACAAUCCGUGGUGUGCUCAUAACUCUUGGACAAGAUGCUUCACAAAGAAGUGAUUGGCCCAAAAUUCAUACUAUUGUUGGAGUGUUUGAGUCAUUUGACUUUAUUUUCAAUGCACACUUGAUGCUUGUCAUUCUUGGAUACACAAGUGAUUUGUCUGAUUGUUUGCAAAGAAGAGACCAAGAUAUUCUUACUGCAAUGGCACUAGUUAAAACUGCAAAAGGUAGAAUACAAGAAUUUAGGUCUAAUGGGUGGGAGGCAUUUCUGCAAAAGGUCACACUAUUUUGUAACAAGCAUGGCAUUCAAGUUCCUAUAAUGGAAGAUAAUUAUGUGCCUUAUGGAAGAUCAACACAGUUUGCUCGACCCCAAACAAAUGAUGAUCACUUUAGAAGAGAAGUUUUUCUUGGAGUCAUUGAUCAAGUUAGUCAAGAGCUUGAAAAUCGGUUUGAUGAGAUCAAUAUGGAAUUGCUAUCUUGUAUGUCUGCUUUGAAUCCCGCCAACUCAUUUGCUGCUUUUGAUGCACAAAAGGUAUGCAAACUUGCUUCUAAAAUUUGUAUUGCUUUCAAAAUUUCUAUUGAAUCUCUUCAACUCAUUUGUUUCUUUUGAUGCACACUAGGUACGAAGACUUGCUGAUUUUUAUCCCAAAGACUUUUCAAGUGCCGACUUGAUACACCUUGAACUACAACUUGAUAACUAUAUUGAUGGCAUGAGAAAUGAUGAGAACUUCCAAGGCCUUGGAAAUCUUGUUGAUCUCUCGGUUAAGCUUGUUCAAAGAGGGAGACACAUAGUUCAUCAUUUGGUGUACUUGCUUUUAAAAUUGGUAUUGAUUCUACCGGUGGCAACGGCAAAUGUUGAGAGAGCAUUUUCUGCCAUGACUAUAGUCAAGAGCAAGUUGAGAAAUAAGAUGGGUGAUAGUCUUUUGGAUGAUUGCCUAGUUACACACAUUGAGAGGGAUGCUUUCUCCAAAGUGAAUGAAGAUGACAUAAUUGAUACCUUCAUGGCAAUGCAAAAGCGUAGGCCAGAAACAUAGUCUUUUUGAACUUCUCAAGGUAUGUACUAUGGUCAGUGUUUCUAUUUGAUACCUUCAUGGCAGCCAUGUACUAUUUACUAUGUACGCUUCUUUAUGCAAAAUUGAGAUUGAAUUGUGAAUUUUAGUGUGUUCAUAAGACCAUAUUGAUAUAUUUCUUUGUCCUAUU
Molecule: messenger RNA, 2862 nt
Organism: Aegilops tauschii subsp. strangulata
Lineage: Eukaryota; Viridiplantae; Streptophyta; Magnoliopsida; Poales; Poaceae
Source: RefSeq, a predicted model, not a curated record